Molecule: messenger RNA, 2814 nt
Organism: Budorcas taxicolor (takin)
Lineage: Eukaryota; Metazoa; Chordata; Mammalia; Artiodactyla; Bovidae
Gene: CWC22
Product: CWC22 spliceosome associated protein homolog
Exons: 19
Coding region: 112-2814 (900 amino acids)
Biological process (GO): mRNA splicing, via spliceosome
Cellular component (GO): catalytic step 2 spliceosome
Molecular function (GO): protein binding; RNA binding
Source: RefSeq, a predicted model, not a curated record
AGGUGACAUUUGCAGACAGAAAGGUAAACUGUCAAGGAAUUCAUCCUGUUUGGUAUUUAUUUGGGCUGACUUAAGGAGUCUUUGACAUAUCAGAUCAACUGGCCAAAGAAAAUGAAAAGUAGUGUGGCACAAAUAAAGCAUUCUUCUGGUCAUGACAGACGGGAAAAUUAUAAUUCAUAUCAAAGGACCUCCUCUCCAGAAGACAGGUACAUAGAACAAGAAAGAUCUCCUCGGGAUAGAGGCUACUUUGAUUCCAGCAGGUCAGACUAUGAGCGUUCAAGGAGAGAACGUUCUUAUGAUAGUAGCAUGGAGUCACGAGGUAGAGACCGAGAGAAACGCAGAGAAAGAGGUGUGGAUCGGAAGAGGUCCCGGAAGUCACCAUCUCCUGGGAGAAGAAGCCCAGAACCAUCGGUAACCCAGAGUUCCUCUGCUCAGGAUGAACCUACUGCAAAGAAGAAGAAAGAGGAGCUGGAUCCUCUUCUUACUCGCACUGGUGGAGCGUAUAUUCCUCCUGCCAAACUCAGAAUGAUGCAGGAACAGAUUACAGAUAAAAACAGCUUAGCAUACCAGAGGAUGAGCUGGGAAGCCUUGAAGAAAUCUAUCAAUGGCCUGAUCAACAAAGUCAACAUUUCCAAUAUCAGUAUUAUUAUUCAAGAACUUCUUCAAGAAAAUAUAGUUAGAGGAAGAGGCCUGCUAUCCAGAUCUGUUUUGCAAGCACAGAGUGCUUCUCCAAUCUUCACCCACGUUUAUGCAGCAUUAGUGGCAAUUAUCAACUCAAAAUUUCCACAAAUUGGAGAGUUAAUCCUCAAAAGAUUAAUUCUUAAUUUUCGAAAAGGCUAUCGGAGAAAUGAUAAGCCACUUUGUCUGACAGCUUCAAAAUUUGUGGCACAUCUUAUUAAUCAAAAUGUGGCUCAUGAAGUUUUAUGCUUAGAAAUGCUCACUUUGCUUCUGGAAAGACCAACAGAUGACAGUGUUGAAGUAGCUAUUGGUUUUCUUAAGGAAUGUGGUCUCAAAUUAACACAAGUGUCACCAAGAGGGAUCAAUGCUAUAUUUGAACGCCUUCGAAACAUUCUCCAUGAGUCUGAAAUUGACAAAAGGGUUCAAUAUAUGAUUGAAGUGAUGUUUGCUGUAAGGAAGGAUGGAUUCAAGGACCACCCUGUUAUCCUAGAAGGACUUGAUUUAGUGGAAGAAGAUGAUCAGUUCACCCAUAUGCUUCCUCUGGAAGAUGACUAUAAUCCAGAAGAUGUUCUUAAUGUUUUCAAGAUGGAUCCUAAUUUUAUGGAGAAUGAAGAGAAGUACAGAGCUAUAAAGAAGGAAAUUCUUGAUGAAGGAGAUAGUGACUCAAACACAGACCAAGAUGCUGGAAGUAGUGAAGAGGAGGAGGAAGAAGAGGAGGAGGAGGGAGAAGAAGAUGAAGAAGGACAAAAGGUGACUAUUCAUGACAAAACAGAAAUUAAUCUAGUCUCAUUUCGUCGUACCAUUUAUCUUGCUAUUCAGUCAAGUUUAGAUUUUGAAGAAUGUGCUCACAAGUUGCUAAAAAUGGAGUUUCCUGAGAGUCAAACAAAAGAACUCUGCAACAUGAUACUUGAUUGCUGUGCCCAACAAAGGACAUAUGAGAAAUUUUUUGGCUUAUUAGCUGGGCGAUUUUGCAUGCUAAAAAAAGAAUACAUGGAAUCCUUUGAAAGUAUAUUCAAAGAACAAUAUGAUACCAUCCAUCGCUUGGAAACAAACAAAUUGAGAAAUGUUGCUAAGAUGUUUGCUCACCUUUUAUACACUGAUUCACUUCCAUGGAGCGUUCUUGAAUGUAUAAAACUGAGUGAAGAAACUACUACGUCAUCCAGUAGAAUUUUUGUGAAAAUAUUUUUCCAAGAACUGUGUGAAUACAUGGGUCUUCCUAAACUUAAUGCAAGAUUAAAGGAUGAAACUCUACAGCCAUUCUUUGAAGGAUUGUUACCCCGAGAUAACCCAAGAAACACUCGAUUUGCCAUCAAUUUCUUUACUUCUAUUGGUCUUGGAGGUUUAACGGAUGAAUUGCGUGAGCAUCUCAAAAAUAUACCAAAGGUCAUUGUGGCACAAAAACCAGAUGUUGAGCCAAAUAAAUCCUCCUCCUCUUCAAGCUCUUCCGAGUCCUCCUCCUCAGAGUCUGACUCCUCUGCCUCUGAUUCAGACAGCAGUGACAGCAGUUCAGAGUCUUCUAGUGAAGAAAGCGAUUCUUCAUCCACCAGUAGUCAGAGCUCAGUCUCAGCUAAAAAUGUAAGAAAGAAGGGGCAUGGGAACCACAGAAGUAAAGAAGUAGAUAAAUUGAUCAGGAAACAAGAAAUGAAUGAUAGAAAACAAGAAGAAAGGAGGCCAGAGCAUCGGCACCAGGAGACAAGGACUGAGAGAGAAAGGAGGUCAGAGAAACCCAGAGAGAGAGAUUCAAGAGGCUCUGGAACAAAAUUCACUUCAGACAGAGGGAGUCCUCCUGAGAGAAACAGCCACAGCAGAGCCGUGCGUGACAGAGACCAAGAAGCACGCAUGGGUUUGGAACAUACUCAUGGAGAUCCCAGAAAGAAACGGGAGAGGAGAAAUUCUUUCUCUGAAAAUGAGCACAGACAUCGAAAUAGGGACAGUGAGAAUUUUAGAAGGAAGGACAGAUCCAAGUCAAGAGAAAAAAAUAAAAAACAUUCAGGUUCGAGAAGCGAUGAAGAUAGGUAUCAGAACGGUGCUGAGAGGCAAUGGGAAAAAUCUAGCCGAUACUCUGAACAAUCCGGAGAAUCAAAGAAAAAUCAGGACCGGCGAAGAGAAAAGUCUCCAACAAAGCAAAAAAAAUAA